Molecule: messenger RNA, 1306 nt
Organism: Erpetoichthys calabaricus (reedfish)
Lineage: Eukaryota; Metazoa; Chordata; Cladistia; Polypteriformes; Polypteridae
Exons: 5
Coding region: 1-651 (216 amino acids)
Source: RefSeq, a predicted model, not a curated record
AUGGAGCAGCUGUGGACUUACCUGACGGGCAGUGAGGAAGAUCGAGAGCAGUUUAAGGCCACGCAAACCCGAGCAGGGCAGCAGUCGGAACGUUGCCGGAUGGCAACUCCUGAAGAUUACUACAGGGAGUUGGAGCGUGAUCGCCAACGUUCCGAGUUUUUAGAUGUCCAGUCAUACCAACAUAAAUGGUGCUUCUUUUUCUGCCAGGAACUAAGCCAUCAUUCAGGAAUUAAGGAUGUCCUGUCUAAGUUUGAACCAGAGGUUUCAGUUAAGGCUGCAUGUGUCCUUCUCCUCCUGAUGGCAUACUUUAAAGAGCCCAAGGAUGCAAUCCUACUUCAAGCAGAUACAUGUGCCACAGGUGCUGAUGUUCAGAGGACAAUGAUGCUACCAAGCAGUCCCCGCUUGAUUAUACAAGAUGACAUGAUGAAGCCUAAAGCCUGGAUGUUGUCAAUUGAAGGACAAGUGGUCAUGGGACCACAUCAUGACUUUGUCAAUGGUAUUGCUACAAUCUUCGCAAGUUAUUACAACCUUAACUUGCAGUAUCCUGACGAUGCCUCAUCCACAUUGGAGUUUAUCCAAAGGUGUUUUUUGGGUAUUAACCCAGAGUCGGGCUCAAAAUCAAAAAAGAAACACGGACACAUCAACCAAUAAGUCUGCACACUUCUGAGGAAACUAACUGAUUUUGAAUGGAUGUCAAUGUAGACAUUAUUUUCUAAAAGGACUCCUAAUAAUUUAAAAUUGAUUUAAAGUGUUUUAAUCCCCUGUUUUGCCUCAGUUUAAUUUCUAUCUUACUGUCUUUAAAAAUGUUAGACUGCUUUGUAAUUACAUUUUUGUUUUUUUAACAUUAUUGUUAAAAUGUUAAACACUGAAGUUCAAUGUCUUUAAUUUAAUUUCUUAAAAUAUACCUUUUAAAAAGAGACAUGGUUUCAGAAUUAUUGAUUGAUUUUCUGCACUUGACCCUUUCAGAUGUCUGUAUAUCUGGAGAAAGUAGCAUAUAUUUACAAAUAAUACAGUAUUGACUACUAGAUAACUACUACACAGCCCAUAAUAACUGCGGGCACUGUGGUACAAUAUGUGGCAAGUUGUUUACUACAGAUGAUAUUAGAUAUACAGUAAAAAAACGUUUUUGUUUAUUGUACAUAUACUUACUGUAUGUGAGGUUUAGGACAUUUUGUUUGUGCAAUUUAAAAAAAAAAAGUUGAACUGCCUGUUAAGACUUUUAUUGAAUUUAAAAGUGUAUACUUGAGGUAUUCUGUGCAUUUAACUUUUGAAGAAACACUGCUGAAUAAAUAUGCAAAACACAUAA